Messenger RNA from Lathyrus oleraceus (garden pea), 759 nucleotides. RefSeq lists its product as uncharacterized. Lineage: Eukaryota; Viridiplantae; Streptophyta; Magnoliopsida; Fabales; Fabaceae. The transcript has a single exon. The coding region runs from base 1 to 759 and encodes 252 amino acids. Gene Ontology annotation, molecular function: nucleic acid binding; RNA-DNA hybrid ribonuclease activity. The record is from RefSeq and is a predicted model, not a curated record.
AUGGAGCGAUGGACUCUCAUGUUCGAUGGUGCUUCAAAUGCUACAGGUCAUGGAAUUGGAGAAGUAUUGAUGUCGCCCAAGAAUUUUCAUCUACCAUUCACUACAAAACUUUACUUCACCUGUACGAGCAACAUGGUUGAGUAUGAAGCUUGCAUAUUGGGACUAGAGGAGGCUAUUGAGUUAAGAAUUAAAAUCCUUAAAGUAUAUGGAGAUUCCGCUCUAGUGAUACACCAGAUCAGAGAUGAUUGGAAAAAGAGACAUGCUAAUAUAAUUCCAUAUCGGGAUUAUGUGCUGAAGUUACUCGCAAAGUUUGACAAAAUCACUUUCUCAGAUAUUCCUCGAGAAGAGAAUCAGAUGGCAGAUGCCCUGGCAACUCUGGCAUCCAUGUACAAAUUGAUAUGGCAUAACCAUCAACCUAAUAUUGAAAUUAGGCAUUUUGAUGAACAUGUCCAUUGUUUGACAACAACAGAAGAGUCAGAUGACAAACCCUGGUUCUUCGAUAUCAAACAUUAUCUUGAUAAACAAGAAUAUCCAGUAGAGGCUUCUAGCCUUGACAAGAGGACUAUACGGAGGUUGGCAUCGAAGUUCUUCCUAAAUGGGGACGUAUUAUAUAAACAGAAUUAUGACAUGGUCCUACUCAAAUGUAUGGACAUACAUGAAGCUAAUCAACUCAUGAAGGAUAUACACGAAGGAUCCUUUGGCACCCAUGCAAAUGGACAUGGGAUGGCUAAGAAAAUAUUGAGGGCCAGUUACUACUAA